AUUUGUGCGUAUUGCAGAGCAGGUCUGAGAGAAUUUACUUGGACAGAAUUGUUCAAUUGCUUUUACAUUUUGUUUAAUAUUUGAUAGUUUAGAUGUAACCGGUCUGAAACAGUUCUGCAGUAUAAAAUGGAAAACAAAGGCGCGCUCUCGGUCGUGCUUCAUCUUUGUCUCAGCGUUUUUGUUAUGGCGGACACCGUUUAUGGAGAUGUGAGCUAUUCUUUUCCGGAGGAGAUGAAACGAGGAUCUGUGAUUGGAAAUUUAGCCAAGGACCUCGGCCUGGAUGUGAACAGACUGUCGGUUCGUAAAGCCCGCAUUGAUGCUGAAGGUAACCGGAAAAAAUACUGCGACAUUAAUGUGAAUACUGGAGAACUGACUGUGGCAGAAAGGAUUGACAGAGAGGGUCUUUGUGGAAAGAAGGCGACGUGCGUUAUAAAACAAGAGCUGGUCCUGGAAAAUCCAUUGGAAUUGCAUCGUGUUAGUUUUAAUAUUCAAGAUAUUAAUGACAAUUCGCCUGUAUAUUUGAAUGAAGUAAUUCGAUUAGAAAUAAGAGAAUCGGUUGUUAAAGGUGCCACAUUUCCGUUAGAUCCAGCUCACGAUGCAGACAUUGGAGAAAAUUCAGUACAGGGCUAUGUGCUUCAAAGGAACGAACAUUUUGUCUUGAAUGUUAAUACAAACGCAUACGGGCUAAAAUACAGUGAAUUAGUGUUAGAUAAGGAGUUAGAUCGUGAGCGGGAGCAGGAGUUACCAUUAAUUCUCACUGCAGUUGAUGGUGGGACUCCACCGAGAUCAGGUACUGUAGCCAUACAUGUCGCUGUACUGGAUGCUAAUGAUAAUGCUCCAGUGUUUAGUCAGUCUGUUUAUAAGGUCAGUCUGCCUGAAAAUUCUCCUCUCAACCUUGUAGUGGUUACUGUGGGCGCUACAGAUGCUGAUGACGGGGUGAAUGGUGAAGUAGUUUAUGCGUUUGUUCACAUUUCAAAGACAAAUCAUGCAUUAUUUUCACUAGAUACAAAAUCGGGAGAAAUCAGUCUUAUUGGUCCAGUAGAUUUUGAGGAGGAAACAACAUUUGAACUUCAAAUACAAGCUAAAGAUGGCCCAGGUUUAGCGACGUAUUCUAAAGUAGUUAUAGAUGUAACUGACAUCAAUGAUAAUGCGCCUGUGAUACUCCUCAAAUCUCUGAACAGCCCAGUUCCUGAGAAUGUUUUACCUGGUACAGAGGUGGGCAUCAUUAACGUGCAGGACAUGGAUUCUGGGAAUAACGGACAGGUUCACUGUUCACUUCAGCAAAAUGUUCCAUUUAAACUCGUUCCAUCAAUUAAAAAUUAUUAUUCUCUAGUGACAACAGGUGAUUUAGACCGAGAGCUCGCAUCUGAUUAUAACAUUACAAUCACUGCUACUGAUGAAGGCUCUCCACCUUUGUCCUCCUCUAAAACUAUUCAUUUAUCAGUAGCUGAUGUGAAUGACAAUCCACCUGUAUUUGAGGAGCAGGUUUACAGCGCUCAUGUGAAAGAAAACAACAAACCAGGCUCCUCUGUUUGUACAGUAGCAGCAACAGACCCGGACUGGAGACAGAAUGGUACUGUAGUUUAUUCUCUUCUACCUUCUGAUGUCAGUGGUGCUCCAGUAUCCUCAUUUGUAUCCAUUAAUGGAGACACAGGUGUUAUCCAUGCAGUGAGGUCUUUUGAUUAUGAGCAGUUGAAAAGUUUCAAAGUGCUCGUCUUAGCCAGAGACAACGGUUCUCCUCCACUCAGCAGUAACGUGACUGUGAGCGUCUUCAUAAGUGAUGAGAAUGAUAACUCUCCACAAAUCUUAUACCCCUCUCCGGAAGGAAACUCCUUCAUGACUGAGAUGGUGCCCAAAGCUGCCCAGUCAGGCUCUCUGGUGUCCAAGGUGAUCGCAGUGGAUGCGGACUCUGGUCAAAACGCGUGGCUUUCUUAUCACAUAGUGAAAGCGACUGAUCCAGGACUUUUCACUAUUGGUGAGCACAGUGGAGAAAUCAGGACGCAGCGGGACAUUUCUGAAUCUGACAGUACAAAGCAGAAUCUCAUUGUUUCAGUCAAAGAUAACGGACAGCCUUCACUUUCUGCAACCUGCGCCGUCUAUUUACUUAUUUCUGAUAACUUGGCUGAGAUUCCUGAACUGAAAGACAUGUCUUAUGAUGAGAGCAGCUCCAAACUGACUUUUUAUUUGAUCAUCGCGCUGGUGUCCGUCUCCACUUUCUUCCUCACCUUCAUCAUCAUCAUCCUGGCCGUGAGGUUUUGUCACAGGAGGAAGCCCAGACUGCUGUUUGAUGGAGCUGUGGCCAUUCCCAGCGCGUAUCUCCCUCCAAAUUACGCAGAGGUGGAGGGAGCGGGAACUCUCCGCAGCACCUACAAUUACGACGCAUAUCUGACCACAGGAUCACGAACCAGUGACUUCAAGUUCGUCACUUCUUACAAUGAGGGAACUCUGCAAGCUGACCUGACUCUGAAGAAAAAUCGUUUAUGUGUGGAUCCCUUUCCUGUGUUAGAUGAUGGAAUAGUCGAUGCUUCUCAGGUGGGCGCAUUUUAACGUUUAUACUUUCAUAAUUACAUCAAGUAAUGUUCGUGUCUCCGGGUAUUCGCUUCGACGUAAAUGAACAUUGGCUCAUUCAUUCCUUUUUUGCAGAUGUUUUUUUCACCAUGUUUAGAGACAUAUUUUGGACUGUUGCUUACUUGUUUUAUUUGCCUUU
Colossoma macropomum (tambaqui) is the source of this 2707-nucleotide messenger RNA. Its product is annotated as protocadherin beta-16-like. Gene Ontology annotation, biological process: homophilic cell-cell adhesion. The coding region runs from base 127 to 2547 and encodes 806 amino acids. The record is from RefSeq and is a predicted model, not a curated record. NCBI's taxonomy places the organism in Eukaryota, Metazoa, Chordata, Actinopteri, Characiformes, Serrasalmidae. Gene Ontology annotation, molecular function: calcium ion binding. Gene Ontology annotation, cellular component: plasma membrane. The transcript has a single exon.